Molecule: messenger RNA, 804 nt
Organism: Trichoplax adhaerens
Lineage: Eukaryota; Metazoa; Placozoa; Uniplacotomia; Trichoplacea; Trichoplacidae
Exons: 1
Biological process (GO): G protein-coupled receptor signaling pathway
Cellular component (GO): membrane
Molecular function (GO): G protein-coupled receptor activity
Source: RefSeq, a predicted model, not a curated record
UUAGCUCUAAUUGGGAACAUACUAGUUCUAAUUCAAAAUUACUCAGUAGUACAACAGAAGAAAAAUCCUGUUCCCAUGUACCUAAUUAAUAAUUUAGCCACUUCUGAUCUUUUAAUGGCAGUCUAUUUACUGAUUAUCGCCAUUGCUGAUAUAAAUUUUACUGGCAAUGAAUACGGACCACAUUCUGAAUUAUGGUUAUCUCAUCCGAUGUGUCUAAUAGCUUGCUUUUUAAUUUCAUUGUCAAGUAUAACUACGUUCUUAGUUAUGAUGAUUAUUUGUGUGGACAGAUAUAUUUGUAUAGUCUUCCCUUUUACUUCCAAGAAAGUUGGUACGAAAAACGCGAAAAUCGCUGUUGGUAUUAUGUGGAUGUUUGGUAUUAUUUUUUCCGCAGUACCUACCUUAUUUAGCAUACAACAACCAGGCUAUCUGCGAUUAUACACAUAUAGUAGUAUAUGUGUUCCGAAUAAUUAUCAAAACUUUUAUUAUAGAAUGUGGAUGAUAUCACGUUUACUCAUUACCGUGAUAGGUUGGAUCAGCAUGUUUAUAUUAUAUAUUCAAAUUUUUAUUACCGCCAAUAUCAGUGCUAAAGGAAUACGCAAAUCGACCACUACUAAGAAUAAAAUGCUCGCAAUCCGUUUGUUAUUAAUUAUGCUAACAGAUGCAAUUUGCUGGAUUCCUUAUUAUUACGUUAACGUAGCAGGGUAUUUGACAAGCGGUAAGGUUGAUCCAAUUACAUUGCAAUUUAUCUCUAUCUUAACACUGCCGAUCAACGCUGCAGUGAAUCCUUUUUUAUACACUGUCACC